Molecule: messenger RNA, 7881 nt
Organism: Amoebophrya sp. A25
Lineage: Eukaryota; Dinophyceae; Syndiniales; Amoebophryaceae
Source: the annotation of a GenBank genome assembly
CAAGAAAAUAGAACAUCACUCAUCGUCGAGAAGGAAAAAGUUGAAUUUCUAGCGCGCACAAUCACAACAAGCAUACAUUACUACCAUGAAAUGAAAUGGCGGCAGUUGCCGCCGCAGUUGCCGGGUCGCGGGACGUCGGACCGUCACCUUCGAGUGCUCGAGGACGCAGUUUAUGCAGUCCUCGAGGCGUGAGAGCGGAUGCGGAAGGGGAAAAGGACAAAGAUCAUGUGGUAUACCUCAGUCCGAUGUCGAAAGAUCUAGACAAUGGUGGAAAUAGCUUUGCGGAAAGUAGCUUCAGUUAUGAAAGAUGUAGUUAUACUAGAAUACAGACCUCCGUGGACGUGGUUCCCUUUGUUCUUGGCUUUGCACUCAGCAGUCACUUGCAACUUUACACGAAGGUGUAGCUAAAUCAAGUGGACGAAGCAGACGAAGGUGUAGCUAAAUCAAGUGGACACUCACUAGUACUUUUUCUUAGUCGCUUUUCAGGCUACUCUUCUCUAAAGCUCCGGUUCCGCCGUUACCGGAAGCGCCGGUGGCCCAGGGGACGGGAGGGGUCGAAAUCUGUUGUUUCCAGCAGGAACGGGUGCCAGGAUAACCUCGAGUCUCUUCAUCGGAGGCUCGUCUGGAUCCACGUCACAGAAUGGAGGACGUAGCAUGUCUCGCAGUAAGUCUCCUUCGACCUCAGCGAAGUACGAUCCGAACAGGUUUUUGAACGCCUACAAUCGCAGUACUAGUAACGUCUCGGAGCUGAGCAACCAAAACCAUCAGGGGUCGCCUUCGAUACUGGAUUUGAGCAAACAUCAGGGGUCGCCGUUGACGAGUGUGUCGCGGAAUGCUUCACCGAAAGUCCGGUCUGUGCGGCAGAUCAUGCGCUUUUGCGGCAGAGAGCAAUCCAAAACGAGUAGUUCGAUGUCGUGGGACUUUCCCGCGUCACCGAGAAAUGCGAAGACAUGCUGUUUGUUCGACUGCACGAAGGCGAAGGUAAGUACUUAAUGAUAAUCAUUGACGUGAUCAACACUAAAAUUAAUGGUUAAUAUACAUCCUCGGAAUCAAGCCAGGUGCCGGGGGGCUUUGAUGUGCAGGAUUCACAACCUAGCCUAACCUUAUCAAUCAUUGACGUGAUCAACACUAAAAUUUAUAGUUGUUCCUGAUAAUGAUACUCUUAAUCAACAUUCUGUUUGUGGUGUGUGACCCUCUGCGGAUUCAUUCUUUCAUCACUAUACAUCCUCGGAAUCAAGCCAGGUGCCGGGGGGCUUUGAUGUGCAGGAUUCACAACCUAACCUAACCUUAUCAGCAUCGUGUUUGUGGUGUGUGUGACCCUCUGUGGAUUCAUCCACUCUUCACAAUCAUUGAGUCAGACCCUGUCGCCUCUCCGGGUGUUAGGAACGACACUAUCAGGGGCAUACGCAUCAACAUUGUGGUGACCCUCUGUCAUCCACUGAUCACAAUCAUUGUUGAUGGGUACUUCUUCAGGCAAGCUAUUCGGAUUGAUAACAUUACCCAUGAUCAUUGAAGCUGUGAAACUAUCCCUGCUGAAAACUACGACGAGGUAAUCGAAUUCAUCACUGGUCGCAUUGGUGGCGAACUGGAACCGCGAACAAUCGACCUCAAAGCCUUGGCAGAGAAAAACGGAUAUGAAUCAUGGGAGCAGGUGAGCGUCCAAGAUCAAGCGUUGUUGAUUCAUCAAGCGUUGAGCAGUAACCUUGCGUUCCUGAUAGAUCCGACUGCGGGUUACAUUAAGGAUCCCCGCAUUGCAUUGCUUCACAGGAGUCGAGGAUCUUGGGAUUCCUGAUGCAAUCCAUGUUUCGGUUUGAUGCAAUCCGAUUCGGGUUAUUACAUUGACGAUGAUGCAUCUCUGUUUACACAUCUCACAUUGACGAUAAUGCAUCUCUGUUUACACAUCUCUCUCAUCCUUGACAGUAACUAUCCACCAGCACUAAAUCUCUAUGACACGUCUCUACCCAAUGCUGUGAUCACCACUAGAUAUCUCUCUCAUCCUUGACUACUAUCCACUACCAGCACUAUCCUUGAGAUCUACAUCUCUAUGAUCCUAUCUACAUCUCUCUAUACACCACCAGCACUAUCCUAUCUACAUCUCUAUGAUCCUCGACUCGUCGAUCCAAUGCUGUGCGGACCGCUAGAUCCCAUCUAAUAACAUGCGAAUAUGGGAUUUAGUGGUGAUGGCAGCGUUGCUCUUCACCUGCAUCGUCACGCCGUUCGAAGUCGGGUUCAUCUUGCCGUUGAGCGGCGGGUCGUGCUUAUGCUUUUUUUCUAGUUCAUCUCUAUUAGUUACAGUGAUACUAUACAACUAGUUUAUAAUAGGUUUCUUUGAAGAUUGUCAGGAAAGGUUUAGGAGGUUUCAGUUCUAUUACAGUGAUAAGUAGUACUUAGGUUUAGGUUUCAGUUCUAUUACAGUGAUAAGUACCUAGGUUUCUUUGAUUGUAAGUAGCUAAGCUAAACAGUGGAGUCAUCUGUUGCGCGGACUGCAAGAUGAGGCACUGAGACCACUGUAGACGGCUAGUAUUCCUCAGUAGCAAGAAAGACGAGCAGCUGUGACUUGUUUCUAACAGGCGGCAUAACCGCUUUAGCGGUAUGCAACCGGUGUGUGGAUGGCAUAUUUUUGAAGGACAUGAUCAUGCAGUUUUUCCUCAAAGUAGAGCAAAAAUCAAGACGAGGGACGGUUUUACUGCGCGAUCAAAGGCUUAUCAUCCGGAAGUACUUGACGGGAUGGUUCAUCAUCGACUUCCUGUCGAUCAUACCAUAUGACUUGAUCACGUGCUGGUCGGGGGAGGUAAUAUACAAAUAUUGUUUAUUUAUAAGGUUCUUCUUCUUGUAAAAAUUCGUAGUAAUAUCCUAUCGUUUUUUUUUUCAAAUUACUAAAGCAUGAUCAUCUUCAUCAACAUCGUUGUAGAAGUGUGUUUACACAAUGAACCAUCAACACUUGUUCUACAAUGAAACACUUCUUCAAUCUACCACGAUCUUCAUCAUCCUGAACGACCCCACGGCAUGAUCAUCAUCCUGAAUCAUGCUGAACCACGGACCACAUCAGUCUCUCGGCACUUUCCGCAUCUUCCGGUUACUUCGACUAAUGAAGCUUGCGAGGAUAUUCAGGGCCUCUAGGCUUUUCAAGAGAUGGCAGGAUCAUAUUUCUCUCACGUUUGCCUCUAUUGCGUUGAUGAAGUUCGGCCUAGGGAUUUUGCUCUUGUCGCAUUGGGUCGCUUGCUUGUGUUAUGGCUUCGAGGAACUCGUGUUUUGGUCUUUGAAACAAUUGGAACUUUACUUAAUAACGUCGACAUUCAUUGGUCACUGAUGCUGAAAGAAAAGGGCCCUUUACCCCUCUAGUUGUUCUCCCUGUGUUUUCCCCUGUUCUCUGAAGGGAUCCCCUUCGAUCUCAGUGACCAACAACCUCAGUGACCAGUGAAAGCUGGGCCUUAAUUUACGCACACAAUUCUAAUUAUCGGGACUAACGGGCCUAGAGUUUACCGGGAGACCGACGAAUUGUUUCGGAGAUGGUCCAGGCGGAACAAAUCCAGAUAGGGAUAGAUGUAUCUUGUUUACCAUUCACUCAGACGCGAUGUAUCUACUUGUUUACCAUAAUUCACUCAGGAGACGCAUUUUGUCACAUUGGUGCUACCUCCCUAGAAUCAACCUGAUUAUGAGGGAAGUCGUAGGACAAUUCCGAACCGACUAACAUCAUCAUCGUGAAGAAUUACGCCUGUUCUUGGUUGUAAGAAACAAGCACACGACUUUGAUCAGUCACCACCAAACUGCAUCCACAGUCAACGAUUGGGACGGCUCUUCAUGGGUUAGGAGUACGUUCGUGCCAGGAAACAACCCAGACGAUGCUCGUAGUUAUCAUAAGGACGACCCGUGUGAUGAAUUCGUCGUUUUCUUGAUAGCUUUGCAUUGGUCGGUGAUGACUAUUACGAGCAUUGGAUAUGGGGAUAUCACGCCAACGCAGUGGCAAGAGUACUUGCUUUUUUUUUGUACUUGUUUUCAGUCAACAGCUCGUCGUGGAAUCUACCUUGGCUUGUGACUGAUACAGUCAUUUGUUUUCUAUCCACCUGGAGCUUUAAUGAGUCAAUCUCUAAUGCCUGAGGACCGAAAUCAGUUAACCACACCUUACCACCUGACCUCCCACCUCCCGCUUUCCUCAAGUAACGGAAACGAGGUAUCUCAUCUGCGUGCUCGUGAUGUUCAUCGCUUCUUUUUCCUGGGCCUACGUCAUGGGUAAUGCUUGCAGCGUGAUUAUGAAUAUGAAUCCGGUCCGAGUGGAGUUUGAACAGGCCAUGGACCAGUUGAAUAGCAUGAUUUAAGGGUAGGGUAAAGGUGCUUUUGUUCCCGCUUUUUAUGCCUUUCCUAAGGGAGAAAGGCAGAAAAAGCGGGGUCCACGAGCACCAAGACCCUACCUCUAAAUGAUGAAGGAGAACGACGUUCCACCAGCUUUGCAGAGAAAGUUGAGGGAAAAUAUGCGAGAAGCGCAGAAUUUGCACAGAUUGUUGCGGAGCAGGGAACUGUCGAAAGACAUGGCACCAUCAAUAAAGUGCGAGCUUAUUAUGCACACUAGCUCGCAGUGGAUCAAGGACGUGUCGUUCUUGAGGGGAUGUAUUAUUUCCUAUGAGUUUUAGUUUGUGUUUCCACAACCUAAAACCUAACCUUAUUUUGGUCAAUCAUUAUAGUUUUUACGUUAUUGAACUAUCUAGGAGGAGGCAAAUUGCACUCAAUGACGAUGGACAUUUCUUUCUACUUGCCGCCAAAUGCCGUAUAAACUUAAGUACCCCAAGAACUUGAUACGUUGACAGGUAGUCCCCAGUUUAUGAUGGAACUCGUUGACGGUUUUGACGUGCUGAUGUUUGCGCGGAAGGAGAAGAUCAAUAUGCCAUAUGUGCGGCUUUGCGUAGUAGAGCGAGGUGCUGUUGGUCGUGCGGGGAAAGUGCUAGUUCCCGGAUCGGUUUGGGGUGAAGACGUCAUCUUAGCCGACCGAAGAUUGCAGCAAGUGGCGCAUACCACGGCAUUGACGUUCGUGCAAUUGCUCUCCCUCGGCAAGGAGCAACUCGACAGCAUCUUACGUGGCUACCCAAGAGAACGACGGCAAAUACGGAAGAUCGCAUGCAAAUUAGCUCUUAGAAGAGCGGCGGUUUUAGUGGCACAAAUGAGUAAGAAGAAGACAAGUUUGGGUCAGAUGGCGACCGAGGGACCACGGCUUUUGCGAAUAUUUGAUUCUGGAGUGCCUCCUGACUCAGGCGAAAAAGUCAGGUCAAAAGGAGGAGCAAGGGUUACGCAAAUAACCUGCUUUGAGGACUUGGUAUUUUUGAUGUUUGACUGUAGAAAUAUGCAAAACUACGAGUUUUCAAAAACCUUUCUUUUCUUCUGAUUAUAGCCUAGUGUGUGGUCGUCACGAGGGUAGAAGUACGUGAACAUCGUCUACUUCAAACACAUUUACACAAACACCAAUGCUCUUACAGAUCCUCUACUUCAAACACAGUUACACAAACACCAAUGCUCAUACAGAUCCUCUACUUCAAACACAGUUACACAAACACCAACGCAUACACAGAUCCGUCUCUUCAGCCAGAAAGAGCUCGAGAGUGCCACUCAGAGGGACCCUUGUGCUUUUCGUCGAUUUUCUGGAGACGCCAUGGAACACAGAAUAAGGGAUGACAUUGGCGUUUUGCAGGAUCAAAUCAGGGAGAUUAGCCGGAGAUUGGACGGAGCAGGGACGAUGGUUACGAAAGAAGACGAAGAUGUUUUUUGACUACUGGUGUUCGUUCUCCUCUCCUGUAAUUUACUAGAUUUCUAACCUCCCCUCCAGUGCCGAGUCGAAAGAGCCCCGUGCAGGAGUCGCAGUGGACCAGAUAAAUUUCACGACAGAUGAUCCAAUGCUGCCCUCGCUUGGAAGCUCGUUUCAUCAUAGCAACGUGCCCCCUGAACAUGAUGUAGGACAUGAUGUAGGUGAGGAUGAUACUGCUGCACCACAGAUAACACGACAGCAAAUGGCUCAGCCUGGAUAUUCUGAUCCUAGUUCACUACGGGAUAGAAUACAAUAUGGGAAGAUCCAGGCACAACAACAACAGCAUCAUGUUGUAGAGCAAGACGCUGUCGUGAAAGCAUUGAAUAGAAGCAAUAAAAGCGGCAGCAGUCGUGGUGGGUCCAAACAAGGUGGAUGGUCUAGUAGUCGAAGUAGUGGAGAGCAGUUGAGGGACCGCAGUGUGGGGUCGUCACCUACACAUCGGGUAGCGAGCACGCCGAAUCCGAAGAGGGAAGACAGCAAAACUACAGGGACACAACCUGCGGCUGUGGUCAAGGUGCCCUCAAAAAACGAAUUGUUUCCACCGGAAGACUGAUUUGAUGUUGAGGGGAAACAGAUGGCCUAGAGCAAUGUGUCCGAUUUAGAAGAAGACGAUAGCGUAAGAACUUCUGAUAUUUCUUCAUUUGAGUUUCUGAUUUUCAUGCAACCAAUGAACCUAUGUAUUGCCGAUAGAAGUACCAGUGAAGGUAUAUUGCAGUACACAUGUUAUUUCCAUGUUGACGUGCAUGCUCGCACAUUCUCGUUUAUAGUCAACAAUGAACAAAAGAACACUUAUAUAUGAUGCAGGGACGCACAGCCCCCCUCCCCCCCUGUGGGUGGCCCUGCGGUGGCGCUUGCGCGCACUUUUCCGCUCGGUUUUUUGCGGAGUCUCGGGGUAAGACGCAGGGACGCACCGCCCCCCUCCCCCCCUGUGGAUGGCCCUGCGGUGGCGCUUGCGCUCACUUUUCCGCUCGGUUUCUUGCGGAUUCUCGGGGUAAGACGCGUCAAAUAUUGGAGCUGGGGCCCCCUUGUGCCUCUCUGAAUGUACCCUACAGGCGUCGCGUCCUCUGCCGGCCCUAGCAGGGAGGUGGUCGCCGGGGUAGAAGGCCGCCGAAGGCGGCCACGGUCUCGAGGCCUGGUCCCUUUUGCUGGGUUGCGUUCAUCAAAUGCGCGGUGAGGGCCAGCAGGCUGAACACCAAGGGCCAGGAGGGUCCGGGAAAGUCGGGACGGUUGCCCGGCUGGGUUCUGUUGGGUACAGGCCACACGGCUAAGGGGGCCAAGCCUUGCUCUCUUUGCUGCCUUCGGGGGCCUUCCUCCCCGGCACACUGCCGCGGAGAGGGGCCAGCACAUCGUAAGCGUGUCGGGUACAUGCAGACAUCCCCCUUGACUCCCUUUUGAGGCCUUCCACCCCCCAGAGACUAGGCCAAAAGGGGUCCGGGGCUCCCCGCCCCCCCGCCUUCCGGGGGGGGCGUGACUCUGGACCCGGGGACAUAUAUAAACAUUCACAUUUUGCAGAUUAGUUUUAGUACUCAAGCAAUCAACUAGAUGUUGAACAAGAAGAGUGAUACACUCAUAAGAAUGAACGUUUAUGCUUCUUCUGUCACUGUGUCAAUUAGUGGUGAACGGUUGAAAACGGUCGAAAUUGAAAUUUUAAGUUUUCUAGACGCGAAUGAAAGGGAAAUUCGUUGUUUAGUUAAAUCGAACUGGUUUUGUCGAAGAGCAUGAGCAUUAGAUAGAGUAUGCAAAGACAUUGGACAGAAUCAUCAUGUAUGUUGAUUGCAAAAUUAUAGUGUCCAUUUUUUCAUCAGAACUACAUGUCUGAACAAUAUCAAAUAUUUUGGUACUUUUAGUUUUGUGCAUAGUCCUUUUCAAAAUACUCAUCCAAGGAAGUGUAACUAAAUAGUCUGAUUUCUAUCGUGACUGUCAAGAACAACAUAAGAAUGCAUGGAGAUUAUAGAAUGCAAGCAGGAACAAGCUAUGAUCUUGUGACCAAGCGGCCCCUGCGUGGCUCCUUAUGGUGGUUUUAAUGUCUAAACAACGGAUUUGCAUCUUCGAAACAAAACUCAUUGCUGUGCAAGGUGGGUAAUAGUCUU